AGCACAAGCCGGACAAGCCAUCGUCUCAGGAAGCCACCGCCCGCCCCGGCUCCAGCUCCGGCUGGAACUCGAACCCGGCUCGCCCAGUCCGAUCCCGGUCGCGUCCAUGCUCCCCGCCCGGAUGAAUCCGCAGGUGCAACCAGAGCGCGGCGGGUCUGGUCAGGGCCCGGGGCAGCUGGGGAACCAGCAGCCCCAGCCACCGCCACCUCUGCAACCCACUCGGAAAGCUGUGGAGUUGGUGCUGGUGAAGGAACAGAACGGGGUUCAGUGCGUCCUUGCGUCCCGAGGCGGGGAUUCACAGCCCCGGGAGACCUGGGGCAAGAAGAUCGACUUCCUCCUGUCUGUGAUCGGCUUUGCAGUGGACCUAGCCAACGUUUGGCGCUUUCCCUACCUCUGCUACAAGAAUGGUGGCGGGGCUUUCCUGAUCCCCUAUACCCUCUUCCUCAUCAUCGCUGGGAUGCCUUUGUUCUACAUGGAGUUGGCUUUGGGCCAGUUCAAUCGGGAAGGGGCUGCUACUGUGUGGAAAAUCUGCCCAUUUUUCAAAGGUGUUGGCUAUGCUGUUAUCCUCAUUGCGCUAUAUGUGGGCUUCUACUACAAUGUCAUCAUUGCGUGGUCUCUCUACUACUUGUUCUCUUCAUUCACCCUUAAUCUUCCCUGGACCAACUGUGGCCACCCCUGGAACAGCCCAAAUUGCACAGACUCGAAGUUCCUCAAUGGGUCUAUGUUAGGCAAUGGAACCAAAUACUCCAAGUAUAAGCUCACACCGGCAGCUGAAUUCUAUGAGCGUGGUGUGCUCCACCUUCAUGAAAGCAAUGGAAUCCAUGACAUUGGCAUGCCCCAGUGGCAACUCUCUCUGUGCCUGAUGGUGGUUGUCAUCAUCCUCUUUUUCAGUUUAUGGAAAGGAGUGAAGACAUCAGGAAAGGUUGUUUGGAUCACAGCCACUUUACCCUAUCUUGUGCUCUUUGUGUUGCUGAUUCAUGGAAUCACACUACCUGGAGCCUACAAUGGAAUCACUGCCUACCUGCAUAUUGAUUUCCGAAGACUGAAGGAGGCCACGGUAUGGAUUGAUGCAGCCACUCAGAUAUUCUACUCAUUAGGAGCUGGAUUUGGAGUUUUAAUUGCAUUUGCUAGUUACAACAAAUUUGACAACAACUGUUACCGGGAUGCUCUGCUGACUAGCACUAUCAACUGUGUCACAAGUUUCAUCUCUGGGUUUGCCAUCUUCUCCAUAUUGGGCUACAUGGCUCAUGAACACAAGGUCAAGAUUGAAGAUGUGGCAACAGAAGGUGCUGGCUUGGUUUUCAUCCUUUAUCCAGAAGCCAUCUCCACCUUGUCAGGAUCUACUUUUUGGGCCAUAGUAUUCUUCAUCAUGCUGUUGGCCCUGGGGAUCGAUAGCUCGAUGGGAGGCAUGGAGGCUGUCAUCACCGGUCUUGCAGAUGACUUCCAGAUUCUGAAGCGGCACAGGAAGCUUUUCACAUUUGCUGUAACCUUUGGCACCUUCCUGCUGGCUCUGUUCUGUAUCACCAAGGGUGGAAUAUAUGUUUUGACAUUGCUGGAUACAUUUGCUGCGGGGACCUCCAUCUUGUUUGCUGUUCUAAUGGAAGCCAUUGGUGUUUCAUGGUUCUAUGGUGUGGACAGAUUCAGCAAUGAUAUUCAGCAGAUGAUGGGGUUCAAGCCAGGACUCUACUGGAGGCUCUGCUGGAAAUUUGUGAGCCCAGCCUUCCUAUUGUUUGUGGUGGUUGUCAGCAUCAUCAACUUCAAGCCUCUCACCUAUGAUGACUAUGUCUUCCCUUUGUGGGCCAACUGUGUGGGCUGGGGUAUUGCCCUCUCCUCCAUGGUACUAGUGCCUGCCUAUAUUAUCUACAAAUUCCUGAGCUUGAGGGGCUCCCUAAAAGAGAGAUUGGCUUACUGCAUCACUCCAGAAAAUGAGCACCACCUUGUGGCACAAAGGAACGUCAGGCAGUUUAAGCUCCAACACUGGCUAGCCAUCUGACUGCACUCACCUGAGGAGGAACCCUAUCUUCUGUGACCUGUUCAAAUG
Molecule: messenger RNA, 2041 nt
Organism: Dromiciops gliroides (monito del monte)
Lineage: Eukaryota; Metazoa; Chordata; Mammalia; Microbiotheria; Microbiotheriidae
Gene: SLC6A2
Product: solute carrier family 6 member 2
Exons: 15
Coding region: 107-1993 (628 amino acids)
Biological process (GO): sodium ion transmembrane transport; dopamine uptake involved in synaptic transmission
Cellular component (GO): plasma membrane; neuronal cell body membrane; neuron projection
Molecular function (GO): norepinephrine:sodium symporter activity; neurotransmitter:sodium symporter activity; dopamine:sodium symporter activity
Source: RefSeq, a predicted model, not a curated record